Molecule: messenger RNA, 2781 nt
Organism: Stereum hirsutum FP-91666 SS1
Lineage: Eukaryota; Fungi; Basidiomycota; Agaricomycetes; Russulales; Stereaceae
Product: FAD/NAD-P-binding domain-containing protein
Exons: 11
Coding region: 1-2781 (926 amino acids)
Molecular function (GO): monooxygenase activity
Source: RefSeq, a predicted model, not a curated record
AUGUCGUGCUCUAUCCACCCGCCAGAUCACGCUCAAAUCGUUGUCAUCGGAGGUGGUCCCGGCGGUAGUUACGCGGCAUGUGCUUUGGCCCGCGAGGGCUUUGACGUAGUUCUUCUUGAGGCGGCAUCGUUUCCUAGAUAUCAUAUUGGCGAGAGUCUCCUCCCGUCCAUUCGUCAUCACCUCAAGUUCAUCGAUGCAGAAGAAAAGGUGAAAGCCUAUGGGUUCGCUCACAAGCCCGGCGCAGCAAUCAAAUUCAACCAGUAUGAAAGGGAAGGAUAUACCGAUUUCGUCGCACUCGGUCACGACAACAGUUCCUGGAACGUCGUGAGGUCCGAGUUUGACGCCCUUCUCCUUGAACAUGCAAGAUCGAACGGCGUCAAAGUCUUUCAGUGCACAAGGGUUCUAUCGGUCGAAUUUCAGAAAUCAAAUCCACUUGAUAUUCCUGGACGCCCUACCUCAGCCAAUUGGUCACAUUGUCCACCAUCAUCUUCACCCUGUGCUUCGGACUCGCCGUGUAAUGGUACGAUUACCUUCGAUUACCUUGUUGACGCCAGUGGACGCGCCGGCAUACUCUCGACCAAGUAUAUGAAGAACCGUCGUUUCAAUUCGAAUCUCAAGAACGUCGCGAUCUGGGGGUACUGGGACAACGUGGGCAUUUAUGGCGAAGGCACUACAGCCGAAGGAGCACCUUACUUUGAAGCUUUGAAAGAUCAAUCUGGCUGGGCAUGGUUCAUACCACUCAAUAACAAAACCACCUCUGUCGGCAUCGUCACCGACCAGAAAGUCUUCUCUCGUUCCCACUCCAAAUCGUUCAGCACGGCUUCGCUAGGCCCCUCUCUAGUGCCCGACUCCCAGACCCCGUUCUUCCGUUCGCCGCUCUCCCAGACCACGUCCAGCUCUCCUGACAUCUCCAGGACUUUCUCUCCUGGCAGAUUCUCCAUCGCCACGCCUCCAACAUCUCCGUCACUGUCGAACCUUCUCACACCAAAGUCAAACUCAUUCCGUUCUUCGAUCAACCUCGCGUCGUCCACGGCGGCUAACCUCGCAAAAAAAUAUCUGUCUUUGCUCGAACUUGCCCCCAAGGUCGUCGAGCUGAUCGGUCCGGACGGCUCCCUCGUGCAAUGCAAGAAAACACCCGGUUCCACACCUCCGCCGUGCACCACCAGUCCUCGAAGCCCACGAGCCUGUGCCUCCGCCGGCGAUUUGGGAACUCCCUUCUCUGAACCUGGCUCCGUUCCUGGGACGCCGCCACCGCCGCGCCGUCCGUUCGCUGGAAGGGUGGACACAUUCGGCGCUGGGGCUCCCUAUGCGGGCGGUGGUCCGAUGAGUCCUGGACCUGGAAAUGCUUUUGGAUCUGCACCGGAGUUUAAUAUCGAGAGCUCCGCGAACGCGGCAGAUAGUCCGAUCAGGAUGGCGAGUGAUUAUAGUUACUCGGCGACUACCUAUGCGGGAGACAGGUUUAGGAUCGUUGGGGAUGCUGGAGGCGAGUCGCUGUUAUUGUUCCCGUUCAUCGACCCGUUCUUCUCUUCUGGGGUUCAUCUCGCGAUGACUGGCGGACUGGCUGCUGCCACGUCGAUAGCUGCGUCGAUCAGAGGUGAAUGUCCGGAGCAGGAGGCAGCGGAAUGGCAUACCCAUCGUGUGUCGAUAUCGUACACAAGGUUCCUCCUUGUUGUGCUCAGCGUAUACAAGCAAAUCAGAGCGGAGCCCUUCGACGUGCUUUCGGAUGUUACGCAGGAGAAUUUUGAUAAGGCUUUCGAUUUUAUACGUCCAGUCAUCCAAGGAAACGCAGACCUCGGACCCCGUCUGUCUGAAUCCGAAGUUCAAUCCGCAUUGGAUUUCUGCGUCAACUUCUUCAAUCCUGUCUCGCAAGCAGAGACCGAAGCCGUCCGCAAGCGUUUUGAAGGCGUCAACCUUAACCGUGAAUUGAAACUCGAUCUACCUCCAACACCAACAUCUCCCAGCAAACCGAAGCCGCAUCGAUACAACACCGACGAGCCUGUUCCCAAAGACCAGCGCUCUCAGGCUGGAGUUCCAGAGCUUCCUGACGCGGACACGUUUGGCGCAGCCGGAACACAGGGGCCUCCUACGCGGCCAGCUGUAGUUGGAAGGAAGAGGAGCAAGACUAUUGACACUGUGAUCAAGUGGCUGGGAAAGGUUAGUGGAAUGAAGGACGUGGAUGAGGAAGGUUCGGAGAGUCCGGAGGGGCAAUCCCCGUCUCCGAAAAACACACCUGAGACUCCAAGCCACAAGUCGCCUGAGCCCAAGACAUCGACUAAUGCCUUAUUUGACGUGACGGCGCCACUGAUACCCGCGGCUCAAAUCGACGAGAUCGCCAGGUUCGCUCAUGCCACGACUCCUUCCCAACCUCCUACACCGGGUCUAGGGUCUCCUAGUCCCAGGAAGUCGACUCCAGGUCUACUCCCCGCCCUCGAUAUCUCUCGCGCGAAUGCCUUUGGUUCAUCCGCUACAUCAUCCAGUGGCCUGCCUUCCCCUUCGCCAACCACUCUCGCGCCUUCUCCAGUGCUGAGCACUAUGGACGAUUCCGAGGCGAUAGCAGAGACGAAGAGGGUGCUGGCGAAGAUUAAUGCGAGGAGGGUGCUUCAUAAGGAACAUGGGGGGCUGCAUUGUUUCGAAGAGGAGGUUUUGGGUGGAUGGAGUGCGAGGUUGGAGAGGGGGCGAUUGGGUUUGGUGAAAGUGAAGAACAGUGAGCUGGAGCCGGUACGGGGUUCUCAGGAGGCGGAAGAGGAGAAUAUAGGGAUGGGAAACAGCAGCGCAGCGUGA